GGCGUUGCCUCUCCGCUGCACGGGGGACCUCUCGCUCCUGCUGACCUGCCCUAGCCAUCCCCUCCUCGCCAUGGGAGGAUCCGUCGGGUGCUCGCCCUCUGCGCCCCCACACUGGCGCCGCCGUCGUGCUGCGUGAGCGCCCCCUCCUCUCCCCCGGCAGUUAUUGCACGGAAUGGCCUCUCUGGACCUUCCAUACCGCUGUCCUCGCUGCGGGGAGCACAAGCGCUUCCGAAGCCUGUCGUCACUGCGCGCUCACCUGGAGUACAACCACACGUACGAGACCCUCUACGUCCUGUCCAAGUCCAACAGUGUGUGCGACGCCGCCGCUCUGCUGCCUCUAGUGGCCGAGGGGGCUCUCCUCACGCCGGCCAACAAUAACGACCCCUUUGAGCCUCUCCGGCCCUCAGCUCUGAAGGAGCGCCGCUUCCCCUGCCGCGAGCUUCCUUGUGCCGAUGACCUGAGUCUGACCCCGGCCAACUCCAACACCGCGGCUCGGUACAUCCCGAAUGUGGAGUUUCCCCUGGGGGAGAUCUUCAUGAAGAAAGCCAUGACGUCCGCAGACCCGGGUCCUCACGGAAACCCCGGCACGGCCGUAGCCGUGGCGGCGAACGUGGCCGCCAGUGCAGUGGAGGCAGCCUACGAGGAAGGCCUGGCCAGACUGAAGGCGCGGGCGUUCGAGAGGUUGGAGCUGGACGAGCGGCUGGAGAAACUGUCUGAGGAGGUGGAACAGAAAAUCGCGGCCCGCGUCGGCCGUCUUCAGGCUGAGUUGGAGAGGAAGAGCUCUGAGCUGGAGCGGGCCAAGCAGGAGAGCGAGCGGCUGAGCCAGGAGAAGCAAGACCUGGAGGACAAGGCCACGGAGCUGUCUCGGCAGGUGGACGUCUCUGUGGAAAUGCUAGCAAACCUCAAGCAGGAUCUGGUGAACAAGGAGGCCGAGCUGAACCACAAGCAGCAGGAGGUCGCCCAGAUCGACCAGUUCCUCCAGGAGACGGCGGCUCGCGAAGCCAACGCCAAGGUGCGCUUGCAGCAGUUCAUCGAGGAGCUCCUGGACCGGGCGGACCGCGCCGAGAAGCAGCUGCAGAUCAUCAGCAGCUGCGGCACCACUCCGAACGGCAGCCUGGGGCGCUGCAGCCUGCAGGCCUCCAAGGGCAACGGGCGCCAGAGGAACUCCAGCCUCUCUGGGAGCACAAGGGGAAUGUACCAGGUGUCAGAGCGGCGGUCGUCGCCCAGCACAGGAGCAUCUGGGAGGGUGAAGUCCAUGUCGCAGGGUUCUGGAGGUUACGACAGCGACAGCGUGGAGAUGCAUCCCAUGGAGGAGUGUCCCGAGGCCCAGUACUACCACAUGCAGUGCCGGCUGGGCGACGCGGGCUACGAGCGCUCCCCCGGCUGCGCGUCGAGGAACUGGGGUCUCCGUAAACAGGCCAUCCAGAACUGGCAGCGGCGACCUUACAGGAACAGCACCGAAGGCGAGGAGGGGGACGUGUCUGACGUCGGAUCCCGAACCACCGAAUCCGAAGUGGAGAUGUGGGAACAAGAGAGGAGAGCCGUGGCCGAAGUCCAGCAGUCCGCCGCACCCUAUCCUCACCACAGCAGGGCGGCGUACCGCCCCAACACAAGUCGGUCUGAAGGGCUCUACAGUAAACCCUGUCGCCACGAAAAGAGCCCGUCCAAAUCAAAUGAGGUGAUCAGUCCGGAGAUCCUCAAGAUCCGUGCGGCCCUCUUCUGCAUCUUCACCUACCUGGAUACUAAAACGUUGCUGAGAGCUGCUGAGGUCUGCCGCAACUGGAAGUUUGUGGCUCGCCACCCCGCAGUGUGGACCAGAGUGCUGCUAGAAAACGCUCGCAUUUCUUCCAAGUUUCUGAGCACAUUGUCUCAGUGGUGCACACAGACGCACUCGCUAAUCCUGCAAAACCUCAAACCCAGACAGAGAGGCAAGAAGGAAACCAAGGAGGACUACCUUAAAAGCACACGUGGCUGUCUGGAGGAGGGUCUGGAGGCGUUGUUAAAGGCCACGGGAAGUAACCUGCUGAUUCUGAAGAUUUCACACUGCCCCAACCUGCUGACUGAUCGCUCCCUCUGGCUGGCCAGCUGCUACUGCCGAGCCCUCCAGGCCGUCACCUACAGGAGUGCCACAGACCCAGUGGGCCAGGAGGUGAUCUGGGCUCUCGGAGCUGGAUGCAGAGACAUCAUUUCCCUGCAGGUGGCUCCACUACACCCAUGCCAACAACCUGCUCGCUUCAGUAACCGAUGUCUGCAGACGAUCGGGAGAUGCUGGCCACACCUCCGCGCUCUGGGUGUGGGUGGGGCCGGCUGUGGGAUUCAGGGUCUGGCCUCUCUGGCGAGGAACUGCAUGCGCCUGCAGGUUUUGGAGUUAGACCACGUGAGUGAAAUCAACCAGGAGGUGGCAGCAGAGGUCUGCAGAGAGGGACUGAAAGGCCUUGAGAUGCUGGUGCUCACCUCCACCCCGGUCACCCCGAAAGCCCUGCUUCACUUCAACAGUGUUUGUCGUAACCUCAAGUCCAUCGUGGUCCAGAUUGGAAUCGAAGACUACUUUGAGGACCCCAACAGCCCGGAAGCCAGAAAGUUGUUUGAUGAGAUGGUGAACAAGCUGCAGGCUCUGAAGAAGCGACCUGGCUUCUCCAAAAUCCUCCAUGUGAAAGCAGACAGCCUCUGCUAACGGCUCUCGUGCAGGUUCAAGAGCGGUGAGAGAGAAAGGCGUCGUC
This is a messenger RNA of Salarias fasciatus (jewelled blenny), 2720 nucleotides long. Its product is annotated as F-box only protein 41-like. The coding region runs from base 173 to 2674 and encodes 833 amino acids. The record is from RefSeq and is a predicted model, not a curated record. NCBI's taxonomy places the organism in Eukaryota, Metazoa, Chordata, Actinopteri, Blenniiformes, Blenniidae. Gene Ontology annotation, molecular function: protein binding. The transcript is spliced from 13 exons.